AUGACGGCUUGGUUUCCACCAUCUAGGGUGCCUCCCAAUCUUACCCCUCCUGAUGAACAUGAAAGUGUGGAAGUGAUGAGUGAGAACAAGUCUCCUUCAAUUGACUGGGAUAAUGAAAACAACAAUCAUGGACUUCAGCUGGGGCCAUUUGGUGGACAACUUUUGGUUGCAGUUGGUAGAGAUGGGAACAAUCAAAUGUUUCCCAUAGCUUGGGCUGUUAUGGAAGUUGAAAGUACCGAGAGUUGGACUUGGUUUCUAGAGUUGCUAGCUUCUGAUUUGGGAACAAAUGAAGGUGCAGGCUACACCAUUAUGUCUGAUCAACAAAAAGGACUCAUAAAUGCAGUGUCAAGUGUUUUCCCACAAGCUGAAUCUAGGGUAUGUGCAAGACAUGUAUACUGUAAUUUUAGGACAGUAUUUGGUGGUGGUAUGGAGUUUAGAAAACAAUUUUGGAUAAUAGCUAAAAGCACUACAGAGAAUGAAUUCAAGGCUCAGAUUAAGGUAAUGAGGGGGAUCUCUAAUGCAGCAGCUGAAGAUCUUUUGAAAAGAAAUUACCGAAAGUGGUGUAGAGCUUUCUACACUUCAAUGUCAAGCUGUGAUAGUGUCGACAACAACAUGAGUGAGGUAUUCAAUGCCUAUAUUUUCAUAGCAGACAUAAGCCUAUCAUUACAAUGCUUUAAGAUAUUAGGAAGUUGCAAUGCAUGGCAAGUUAGUGGAAUACCUUGCAAACAUGCAGUUGUAGCAAUAUGGAAUAAGGUUGAUGAGCCUGAGCAGUAUGUGAAUGACUACUUUAGGAAGGGAGUGUAUAUGAAAGGUUAUGAAUACCUGUUGGAGCCAUUAAAUGGACCACAAGAAUGGCCUGAUUCAGACUUAGUAGUGAUUGCCCCGGCUCUAAAAAAGGUACAACAUAGACCUCAAACAAAAAGGAGGUUGCAAGUUGGUGAAGUUACAAAAUCAGGAAAGAUGAAGAAAGUAGGGACUGUGAUGACUUGCAGCUUAUGUGGGAUCCAAGGACAUAAUAAAAGAGGCUGCAAGAAUGUCCAAACUGAAACAUCUAGGAGGUCUGAUAAUGGAGAAGGUACUUCACACACUAAUAGUGCAAGUGUGCCAAUGCAUAAUAGAGGAGUUGGAGUUUACACCUUUCCUAAUGGAUAUCAAAGACAAGCUAGUGUAAGUCAUGUGUUUUAA
Molecule: messenger RNA, 1185 nt
Organism: Beta vulgaris subsp. vulgaris (sugar beet)
Lineage: Eukaryota; Viridiplantae; Streptophyta; Magnoliopsida; Caryophyllales; Amaranthaceae
Exons: 4
Coding region: 1-1185 (394 amino acids)
Biological process (GO): DNA transposition
Molecular function (GO): zinc ion binding; transposase activity; DNA binding
Source: RefSeq, a predicted model, not a curated record